This is a messenger RNA of Sporothrix brasiliensis 5110, 1050 nucleotides long. RefSeq names its product RNA recognition motif containing protein. The transcript has 6 exons. Bases 1 to 1050 code for a protein of 349 amino acids. NCBI's taxonomy places the organism in Eukaryota, Fungi, Ascomycota, Sordariomycetes, Ophiostomatales, Ophiostomataceae. The record is from RefSeq and is a predicted model, not a curated record. Gene Ontology annotation, cellular component: nucleus; cytoplasm. Gene Ontology annotation, molecular function: mRNA binding.
AUGGCACCAUUUGAAGGAUUUUAUGCGGCAGGAAUUGUGGAAUAUGCGACCAGGGAGCAGGCGCAGAACGCCGUUGCGACACUUAGCAACCAGAACUUGAUGGGCCGUCUCGUUUACGUCCGCGAGGACCGCGAGGCUGAACCACGAUUCAACCAAUCUUCCGGUCCCCGAGGAGGCUAUGGUGGCCCAAUGGGCCAUGUAGGAUAUGGCGGCAGUCAGAUGAAUUUCAAUGCUGGUGGCGGCGGUAGCAGACAGAUUUACGUUGCGAACCUCCCAUUCACCGUCGGAUGGCAAGACUUGAAAGAUCUCUUUCGCCAGGCCGCUCGAAUCGCGGGAGUUGCUCGAGCCGAUAUCAAUAUUGGCCCCGAUGGCAGAUCCAAGGGAUCGGGUAUUGUCGUUUUUGAAAGCCCCGACGAUGCCCGCAAUGCUAUCCAGCAGUUCAACGGAUUCGAUUGGCAAGGCCGCAUUCUGGAAGUCCGCGAAGAUCGGUUUGCUCACGCUGGUGGCUUCCCCGGCCGCGGUGGAUUCGGCCGCGGUGGAUUCGGUGGAGGCUUCGGCGGCCGUGGUGGCAUGGGUGGUCGCGGCGGCUUUAGCAGCUUCGGUGGCCGUGGCGGUUAUGGUGGUGCCGGGGGCGGCUUCGAUUCCGGCGCUGGCAAUUCCGUAGCCGGUGGGCAUGGCAGUGGCCCUGCUCCUACCCCUAACCCUUUCACCGACUAUGCCACCUCCGGCACUGAACGCAGCCAGAUCAUUUUCGUCAGAAAUCUUCCUUGGUCUACAAGCAACGAAGACCUUGUCGAGUUAUUUACCACGAUUGGUAAAGUCGAGCAGGCAGAGAUCCAGUACGAGCCCAGUGGUCGUUCACGUGGCUCUGGCGUUGUCCGCUUUGACACUGCUGAUACAGCAGAGACGGCUAUUGCGAAGUUCCAGGGAUAUCAGUACGGCGGUCGUCCUCUUGGCCUGGGUUUUGUCAAAUAUCUAACUCCUGGAGUACCCGCCGAUAACAUGGACACGGACGCCCAUGGUGGAUUGACUCAGGAUCAGAUUAUGUGA